AACCUCCCAAAAACCUCUCUUCAUCAAAUGACUUUAUCUACUCUUCAUCUUCCUCAUCCCCUGAUUAUAACUUCCCAGAAACUUCACCGUUCUGCAUCCUUCAGAGCUUCAAACUCUUUAUCUAUUAAUGUCGCAUUUUCCAUUAGAAGAAGAGCUUCAUCCUUGGCUGUCUCGGCCAAAGCCGCUUCUUCUUCUUCGCUUUAUACGGCAACAACAACACAAAUCCAAGAACAGGAAGAAUAUCACCAUGGUGUCAACAUAGCGGAGGACGUAACCCAGUUGAUUGGGAGAACACCAAUGGUAUAUCUCAACAGAGUUACGGAGGGUUGUGUCGCAAAUGUUGCCGCUAAACUUGAAUCUAUGGAACCUUGCCGUAGUGUCAAGGAUAGAAUUGGUUAUAGUAUGAUAUCUGAGGCUGAAGAAAGUGGAGCGAUUUCUCCUGGGAAGACUGUAUUAGUUGAACCAACUACUGGGAAUACAGGACUUGGUAUCGCUUUUGUUGCAGCAGCCAGGAGAUACAAACUUAUAGUCACCAUGCCUGCAUCCAUAAACAUUGAAAGAAGGAUACUUUUACGUGCAUUUGGGGCAGAAAUUGUUCUGACUGACCCAGAGAAAGGUCUGAAAGGAGCAGUUGAUAAAGCUGAAGAAAUUGUUCUGAGGACACCAAAUGCCUUCAUGUUUCAGCAGUUUGAUAAUAUGGCUAACGUAAAGAUCCAUUUUGAUACUACAGGACCGGAAAUAUGGGAGGAUACUUUGGGUUGUGUUGACAUAUUUGUUGCUGGAAUUGGAACUGGUGGUACUGUAACUGGGACUGGGAAAUUCUUGAAAAUGAUGAACAAAGAAAUCAAGGUAGUUGGUGUUGAACCUGCAGAAAGGAGUGUGAUAUCUGGAGAAAACCCAGGUUAUGUGCCAAGCAUCUUGGAUGUUAAACUGCUUGAUGAGGUUAUCAAGGUUACCAAUGAAGAAGCUGUUGAACUGGCGAGGAGAUUAGCACGUGAGGAAGGUUUGCUGGUUGGAAUUUCAUCGGGAGCUGCUGCAGCUGCAGCAAUCAGCUUAGCAAGAAGACCUGAGAAUGCUGGAAAACUUAUUUCGGUUAUAUUUCCAAGCUUUGGUGAGAGGUACAUUCCCACUGUUCUUUUUAAUUCCAUAUACGAAGAGGUCAAGAAUAUGCAACAAAGAUAGGGUGAUUUCAUCUCCUUCCAUUCGAGACGAUCAAGUUUUCCACAGAAUUGAGUUGCUUUCAUCCCUAAAGAGUGGAUGUACAUGUUACAUAUAGGUAGGUAACCAAUUCGACAAAUCCUUAGUCACUCUUCCCGAAUUAGUUGUUCAUCUUUUGUCCCAGGUGCUAGUUUUCAUAUCAGAGGUCAGAUUGCAUCUAGUUGCAGAAUUUUUUUAGCAGAAAAUUAGUUUUUAUGAGAUUUUGUACUUAAUCAUUAGUUUAGGCAUUCAUUUUUUCUUGAUAAUUCUUUUAAGGUCCGAUAUUUGGAGGUCAAAGGCAAUGUGUGGUUUCAUUUGUUAAUUUAUCUUGAAGCUUAAGAAACUAAUUAAGAUGGAGAAGUUGUCAAUGUGUAGCAAAAUUUGGUGUUUACUUGUAAAUUG
Molecule: messenger RNA, 1599 nt
Organism: Pistacia vera
Lineage: Eukaryota; Viridiplantae; Streptophyta; Magnoliopsida; Sapindales; Anacardiaceae
Product: S-sulfo-L-cysteine synthase (O-acetyl-L-serine-dependent), chloroplastic-like
Exons: 10
Coding region: 28-1182 (384 amino acids)
Cellular component (GO): cytoplasm
Molecular function (GO): cysteine synthase activity
Source: RefSeq, a predicted model, not a curated record